GGUCUUGCUAUUACAUUUCCAAUGGCUCUGUCAUCGUUUUCCUUCCCUGGUCAUCUACUUAGAGAAGUAACUACAUAUCCCUUCAAACCCACUUCCAGAUUCUAUCAUCAGUUCUUGGGAGCAGAUCUGCAGAACCAAGAUCAGAACAGGCUUACCCAGAGCAAGAAAAGGUUGGGAGGUGUUUGUGCAUCACUAUCAGAGAAAGGGGAGUAUCACUCAGAGAGACCACCAACACCUCUUUUGGACACUAUCGAUUAUCCAAUCGACAUAAAAAAUCUCUCAAUUAAGGAACUCAAACAACUUGCUGAUGAGCUACGUUCCAAUGUCAUCUUCAACGUGUCUGCUACCGGAGGUCACUUGGGUUCAAGCCUGGGAGUGGUUGAGCUUACAGUGGCUCUCCAUUACGUUUUUGAUGCUCCACAGGAUAAGAUUCUAUGGGAUGUGGGUCACCAGACUUAUCCACACAAAACCCUGACUGGGAGGAAAGAUAAGAUGCAAACUAUUCGUCAAACGAAUGGGUUAUCGGGAUUCACCAAACGCUCUGAGAGCAAAUAUGAUUGCUUCGGCGCUGGUCACAGUUCAACCAGUAUCUCUGCUGCCUUGGGGAUGGCUGUUGCAAGGGAUCUGAAGGGGAGAAAGAACCAUGUAGUUGCUGUUAUAGGGGAUGGUUCCAUGACUGCAGGCCAAGCUUAUGAAGCCAUGAACAAUGCUGGGUACCUAGACUCAGACAUGAUUGUGAUCCUCAAUGACAACAAACAGGUUUCCCUACCAACUGCUACUCUCGAUGGCCCCGCACCACCUGUAGGAGCUUUGAGCAGUGCACUCAGUAGGUUGCAGUCCAACAGGCCCUUUAGACAACUGAGGGAAGCUGCCAAGGGAGUUACACAGCAGAUGGGUGGAUCAAUACAUGGACUAGCAGCAAAAAUUGAUGAAUAUGCCCGCGGUAUGAUCAGUGGAUCUGGUUCAACACUCUUUGAGGAGCUUGGUCUCUAUUAUAUUGGUCCUGUUGAUGGCCAUAACAUAGAUGAUCUUGUGUCCAUUCUUGGAGAAGUUAAGCAGACCCAUACAACAGGUCCUGUACUCAUCCAUGUUGUGACUGAGAAAGGUCGAGGAUAUCCAUACGCAGAGAAAGCUGCGGAUAAGUACCAUGGUGUUGCCAAGUUUGACCCAGCUACCGGAAAGCAAUCCAAAGCUAUUGCGCUUACUAAAUCUUACACCACUUAUUUUACGGAGGCGUUGAUUGCAGAAGCAGAGGUGGACAAAGACAUCGUUGCCAUACAUGCUGCAAUGGGAGGAGGGACAGGCCUGAAUCAAUUCCUCCGCCACUUCCCAUCGAGAUGUUUUGAUGUUGGAAUAGCAGAACAGCAUGCUGUCACUUUUGCAGCAGGCCUUGCCUGUGAAGGCCUUAAACCAUUCUGUGCUAUCUACUCAUCCUUCUUGCAGAGGGCAUAUGAUCAAGUGAUCCAUGAUGUGGACUUGCAGAAAUUGCCAGUGAGGUUUGCAAUAGACCGAGCAGGGUUGGUUGGUGCCGAUGGGCCUACACAUUCGGGGUCAUUUGAUGUAACUUACAUGGCAUGCCUUCCGAACAUGGUUGUGAUGGCUCCUUCGGAUGAGGCAGAGCUUUUCCGUAUGGUUGCAACUGCUGCUGCAAUAGAUGAUCGACCCAGUUGCUUCCGUUAUCCAAAAGGAAAUGGAAUUGGUGUUCAGCUGCCACCGGAGAACAAGGGUACCCCUCUGGAGGUUGGCAAAGGCCGUAUUUUGAUCGAGGGUGAGAGAGUGGCACUAUUGGGCUAUGGAACAGCAGUUCAAAGCUGUUUAGCUGCAGCAUCUUUAGUGGAACAGCAUGGCUUACGGUUGACAGUAGCAGAUGCACGCUUCUGCAAGCCACUUGAUCAUGCCCUUAUUCAUAACCUUGCUAAAUCUCAUGAGUUGCUGAUCACAGUGGAAGAAGGAUCAAUUGGAGGAUUUGGGUCUCAUGUUGCCCAGUUCUUAGCCCUCAAUGGAUUUCUCGACGGAGCAACAAAGUGGAGACCACUACUUCUUCCAGAUUGGUAUAUUGAGCAUGGAUCACCACCUGAUCAGAUGGCUGAAGCCGGCCUCACUCCAUCCCAUAUCGCUGCAACUGUAUUUGACACACUUGGAUUAACUAGAAAGGCCCUCGAGUUCAUGGCACAAAGAAGGUUGUGAUCACCCACCAGACAUAGAAAAUGAAAUUAU
Telopea speciosissima is the source of this 2217-nucleotide messenger RNA. Its product is annotated as probable 1-deoxy-D-xylulose-5-phosphate synthase, chloroplastic. Gene Ontology annotation, molecular function: 1-deoxy-D-xylulose-5-phosphate synthase activity. Bases 22 to 2187 code for a protein of 721 amino acids. Lineage: Eukaryota; Viridiplantae; Streptophyta; Magnoliopsida; Proteales; Proteaceae. The record is from RefSeq and is a predicted model, not a curated record. Gene Ontology annotation, cellular component: chloroplast. Gene Ontology annotation, biological process: chlorophyll biosynthetic process; terpenoid biosynthetic process. The transcript is spliced from 10 exons.